AAUAUUGUUUUCAACGUCAAUGGGAUCUGGAAAAUCAAAAAUGCAAAAAAAUUCAACUACUAAUGAAAGAGGAGUCAGGGAUUAUAAAAUGACACCUGAAGAAAAAGAAAAAACCAAGAUGGAAAUUAUCCAUUCGUUACUCGAUUGUAAUGAAAUUGAUUUUAGUGAUUGGCGUUAUGAAACACUGACUCAAGCAGAUGUUGAAUCGACAUUAUCACGCUGUGGUAUGAAUCUACAUAAAUUAAUUCUUGAUGAGAAUUGUGAUUCGACAAUUAUGGCAACUGUUAAAAAAUAUUGUCAGAACUUGGAACAAUUUGAAUUUAGCUUGAGCAAAAUAAAUGAGGAUGAUUUCAUUGAUGUAUUUACGGAUAUGACGAAAUUAAAAAGUCUUACUGUGAGAUCGAAUUCAUUAUUUGGUGAAAAAAGAGAAAAUCCAGUUGAUAUAACCAAGAUUUUGAAUAGUGUUCCAGAUGAUAUUAGUGAAAUUUUCCUUUUAACGCAUAAGAGCACAGUGUGCUCAGGUGCAUGUCUUCAUCUUUUUCCUUCAUCACUGGGACGGUUUACGAACGUUCGUCAUUUAAUCCUCAAGGAGUUUGAUAUUGACAACACUGCUGUUAUGGAAAUUUCGAAAAUUAAAUCGUUGAUUAAACUCGAGCUUCUCAUCUGUAGAAUUGGAGAAGGUACAUCGUUUAUAUUGAAUCUUCCAGAGUUGGAAUCAUUGACACUUGAAGCAAUGAAAAACACUGACGACUGUAUAAUCAAUCUUCCAAAUGAAUCAAAAAAUUUAAAGCGUCUUAAUUUAAAGAACAACUGGUCUGUAUCUGCUGAUGCUCUGAAAAAAAUUUCAAAUUUAAUAAAUUUGGAAGAAUUGAAAUUGAGAGGGUGUGAGGAUGUUGAUAGUGAUGUUUUUGCAAGCAUUGUCAAUGGAUGUGCAAAACUUAAAAAUCUAGAUAUAUCCAAUUGUCAAAAAAUUUCUGGAGAUGCUCUUGUAAAAAUAUCGAAUUUGAAAAAUCUCGAAAAUUUAAAUAUUUGUGAAACUAAAAAUGUUAAUGAUGAUGUCAUUAUUGAAAUUGCAAAUAAUUGUAAAAAAAUAACAGAACUGUAUAUCCAUUCAUGCAAUAAUGUAUCCAGUUUGGCUCUUAAUGAAUUAGCCAAAUUAGAACAUCUUGAAAUACUUCAGCUGGAUAAUGUUUAUAAUGCUGGAGAUGAUAUAUUUAAAAACAUGUACAAACUCAAGAAACUUAAGUGUACUUGGUGUCGCAAUGUAACUGAUGCUGGUAUCAUGAGAAUUAUAAAAAACGCAUCAAAUCUUGAAUAUUUGAUGCUUUGUGAGACUGGUAUAACAAGUAAGACACUUGUAUAUGCUGCAGAUGAAACAAAAAAACGUACAAACAACAUUGUUCUGAGAAUCAUUACAAACAAACAAGUACUCCAAGAUUAUCAAAAGUUAAAACAUGACUCAGGCCAUCUUAUAGAUAUGGAUGGUUUAGACAUGUGUUGUGAAAAUUGCUAAUAAUAAAAUUUCGAUAAUAUUGUCUUGAAGGAUAGUCAAUAUUUUAUAGUCAUUUCACUCGAAGUUUUUUUUUUUAAA
Messenger RNA from Aphidius gifuensis, 1591 nucleotides. RefSeq lists its product as uncharacterized. The transcript is spliced from 3 exons. Gene Ontology annotation, biological process: SCF-dependent proteasomal ubiquitin-dependent protein catabolic process. Lineage: Eukaryota; Metazoa; Arthropoda; Insecta; Hymenoptera; Braconidae. The record is from RefSeq and is a predicted model, not a curated record. Bases 20 to 1513 code for a protein of 497 amino acids. Gene Ontology annotation, cellular component: SCF ubiquitin ligase complex.